CAAGCCCUGUGAAUCUGGGAUGGACAAACCCCCUGGAAGGUUGAACUCCGUGUCUGUGCCGGGACAUCAAUAACAGACUGAACUUUUCCCUCGCUAGGAAAUGAAUCCCUGUGGAGGCAACACCAAAAAGGAGCCUCAGACCCUCUAGGAGACACCUGAGGAGGAGCUGUUGGAGGAGAGACACAAACUAACUCCACGGGCCUGUAGUCCCUUACCCUUACUAACAAAUGUCAACAACUAGGGAGCAGCCAAUCUUCAGCACCAGGGCCCACGUUUUCCAGAUCGACCCGGCCACCAAACGGAACUGGAUCCCGGCCAGCAAGCACGCCCUGACCGUCUCCUACUUCUACGAUGCCACGCGCAACGUCUACCGGAUCAUCAGCGUGGGGGGCACCAAGGCAAUCAUCAACAGCACCAUCACCCCCAACAUGACCUUCACCAAGACAUCCCAGAAAUUCGGGCAAUGGGCCGACAGCCGAGCCAACACCGUGUACGGGCUGGGCUUUGCCUCGGAGCAGCACCUCUCCCAGUUUGCAGAGAAGUUCCAGGAGGUGAAGGAAGCGGCUCGUUUGGCCAGGGAGAAGUCCCAGGAUAAGACAGAGCUGACCAACCCUGCCCUGAGCCUCACAUCUCACCAGGUGCUUCCCAGCCCCAUCAUCAGCUCCAACGGGCCGGGAGAGGACAAACUGUUCCGGAGCCAGAGUGCUGACGUGGAGAUCACGACGGAGAAGGAGCGGCUGAAGAAGAUGCUCUCGGAAGGCCUCUGUGGUGGAGGUGGCAGUGGGAGGGCCGCUGAGUUCUUUCAGCCUCCAGGACAACAAAACAAACAAGCUGGUGGCCUGCUCUGCCCACGAGGCCAAUGCAACAAGUGGAACAGUGGGAAGAAGCAGCUUCAGGCGUACCAGGAGGAGAAACGGAAAGACGCCGCGGCAGCGGUGGCGGAGCUGGAGUCGCAGGGCACUCACGACUCCUCCAGCGACAACAACAAGGAGGAGCUGAGCCAAACCCUGGAGGAGCUGGAGCUGCUCAUCAAGGCUAAGGAUGAGGAGAUCCAGAUGCUGAAGAGCCAGAAGUGUGGCCGCUGGGAAGCAGAGGGGGAGCGGGAGGAGACGCUGCAGAAGCUGCAGGUGAAGAACCUGCCUUGGAACCCACUGAUCAUCCAGGAAAACAGGGCCCUGCUCUCCCAGCCAGGACUCUGCUAUCCCUGUGGAUAA
Molecule: messenger RNA, 1214 nt
Organism: Manacus vitellinus (golden-collared manakin)
Lineage: Eukaryota; Metazoa; Chordata; Aves; Passeriformes; Pipridae
Gene: HOMER3
Product: homer scaffold protein 3
Exons: 9
Coding region: 228-1214 (328 amino acids)
Biological process (GO): G protein-coupled glutamate receptor signaling pathway; regulation of store-operated calcium entry
Cellular component (GO): postsynaptic density; plasma membrane; cytoplasm
Molecular function (GO): G protein-coupled glutamate receptor binding
Source: RefSeq, a predicted model, not a curated record